This is a messenger RNA of Nicotiana tabacum (common tobacco), 468 nucleotides long. Lineage: Eukaryota; Viridiplantae; Streptophyta; Magnoliopsida; Solanales; Solanaceae. The record is from RefSeq and is a predicted model, not a curated record.
AUGUAUUUUGAUGGUGCUGCACAUCGCGGAGGAGCUGGUGCUGUUGUAGUAUUUAUCACUUCUCAAGGUGAAGUUCUACCCUACUCUUUUACGUUGAUGCAACUCUGCUCUAACAACGUUGUUGAGUAUCAAGCACCAAUACUUGGGCUUGAAAUGGCUGUACAAAUAAAGCGAUUGCAAUUGCAAGUCUUUGGUGACUCUCAGUUGGUGAUCAACCAGAUUUUAGGUAAUUACGAGGUUAAGAAACCUGAACUACGCCCAUAUCAUGAUUAUGCUAAAAAAUUAAUAGGUUGGGUUGGUGACGUGACUAUUCAACAUAUGCCAAGGAAAGAAAACAAGAAGACUGAUCCUUUAACUGCCCUAGCUUCAUCGUUAACCUUGCCUGACCAAGCGCAAGUUACUGUCUGCCAAAAAUGGGUAGUACCGCCACCAAAUGAGGUUGAAUGUGAAGGAAAUGAACUCAAGUAA